GGCAUGCCUCAAACUCCCAAAUUAAAUGUAACCAAAGCUUUGGUUUCUGUGUGGGAGAGAGAAUCUUAAAGUCCUUCAACAGUUCUUUUUUAUUUUAUUUUUUUUUCAGUAUAUACUGAUGGGGAAUGUGAAGGCAAGGUCUUUCUCUAUCUAAGAAAGCUAUUGCUGAAGCUGUAUGCCUUUCUCUGGAGACUGGAGGAGUCCUUUUUUGCUUUGCUUUGCUUCUUCUUCCUACUCUGAAGUUGUGCUCUUCUCAGCUCAUGAAACGCUUACAGGUAUAGGUGUAAGGAAGUAUUUCGCCAGAGUGAUAUGAGAUCAAGAUCAUGCAUAUCUGAGUGAAAGUUCUUAAAAAUGAAGGUGUCUCAACUCUUACUUUUCUAGCAUAUUCUUGGGGUAGAAGCAGACUAACUCAGCAGAGCAGAAGCUAUAUAUAUUAAUCUUCAAUGGAGAAGCGUCUCAAGCCAUAUGACAGAGAACACAUGAGAUUGGCCAUGCUUAAACAUGAAGAAACAUUCAAGGAGCAGGUAUAUGAACUUCAUCGAUUAUAUCGGAUCCAGAAGAUGUUAAUGAAUAACAUUGAAAGCAGCAGGCCAAAUGGACGGAAUCAAGAGCUAUGGAAUUUGAAGAACAACCCCAUUUUCAAUCAGACUAAUCAUCAUCAUGCACAACACAAGCCACAAAGGAAACUUGAUCUGGAAAGGCCAGCAGAGGAGUAUAUUGCAGAAUCAGACGGUGAUGGAGGAGUGUUAGAGAUUAUAGACGAAAGUGAGAUUGAAUUAACUCUGGGGCCCUCAAAUUACAACCGAAGGAAGAAACCUGAGACUCCACUAACCUCAGAUUCGGGACCAAGCUUCUCAUCUUCUUCAACUGGAUCUAGUCACAUAAAUAGGACUAGUUCCUGGACCCAUCAGAGGAUAGAUACAACAAGAGAAGAAUUAACUGGCUACAAAGUGGGGCUUGUCAAGGUGCCUGACAUGACAUCCGGGUGCCAUAGCAGAAGUAAAAACAAUAUUGAUGUUGAAGAACAAUUAAGACAGGAGAGGCUAAACCAGCCUCCUUGGUUUUUCCAAGUGUUGAGUUUGAACAUGACAUGAAAAAAAAAAAAAAAAUCUUCCAAGUCGAUAUGAUGAGAUUUUAAACUCUUAUCAACUAAUUCUAUGACUGAUGUUUGUGUGGAAUUUUCUGCUUAGUUUUUAGUGUAAGGGGUGAUGGAGUCUUGUGUAAAGCGAUUCCCCUGGCUUGAAAGUUGAAAAUCCAUCAUAAUUUACGAGUGACUUGAUUCAAGUUUUUCAA
Molecule: messenger RNA, 1293 nt
Organism: Corylus avellana
Lineage: Eukaryota; Viridiplantae; Streptophyta; Magnoliopsida; Fagales; Betulaceae
Product: glycosyltransferase-like protein
Source: RefSeq, a predicted model, not a curated record